Staurois parvus is the source of this 287-nucleotide messenger RNA. Lineage: Eukaryota; Metazoa; Chordata; Amphibia; Anura; Ranidae. The record is from the annotation of a GenBank genome assembly.
CCAGGGGCGGACUGACCAUUUGAGCACUCGGGCACUGCCUGAGGGCCCGGUGUCAGUAGGGGGCGCCAUGAAAUGCCCCUGGUACCUUUUUUAUAGGCUUUUUUGAGUGUGGGCAAGGACACAGGGGCCCCAUGAUCCCUAUUGCCCGGGGGCCCCUAUGAGUUGUCAGUCCGCCCCUGUUCCUCCCCACACAAACACACAACGCACUCUCUUACCUGACAGCUUUGGGCAAGGACACAGGGGCCCCAUGAUCCCCUAUUGCCUGGGGGCCCCAUGAGUUGUCAGUC